AUGGCGAAAGUGCCGGAGAUAAAGAUAAUGAGAAGCGAGAGCUUGGGGCAUCGAAGUGACGUCUCGAGCCCAGAAUCUAAGCUUGGGAUGCGUGUGGAAGAUCUCUGGGACGAGCAGAAGCCGCAGCUCAGCCCAAACGAGAAGCUCAACGCCUGCUUCGAGAGCAUCCCCGUCUCUGCUUUCCCUCUCUCCUCUGAUUCACAAGACAUCGAGAUAAACUCAGACACGAGUCUGGCUGAAGCUGUUCAGACGCUGUCAAAACUCAAAGUCUUGAGCGCGCCUGUUGUAGAUGUUGACGCUCCUGAAGACGCCAGCUGGAUUGACCGGUACAUCGGUAUUGUGGAGUUUCCUGGCAUUGUUGUAUGGCUUUUGCAUCAGUUGGAGCCACCAUCUCCAAGGAGCCGUACUGUAGCAGUUUCAAAUGGAAUUGCUCAUGAUUUCACCUCCGAUAGCUAUAGAAGAACACCAAGGUUCGAGAUCUCUGGAACAUUCCGAUGGGCACCGUUCCUGGCUCUGCAGAAAGAGAACUCCUUUUUAACCAUGCUCUUGCUUCUUUCAAAGUACAAAAUGAAGAGCAUCCCUGUGGUUGAUUUAGGUGAAGCAAAGAUCGAGAGCAUCAUCACUCAAUCAGGAGUUAUCCAUAUGUUUGCAGAAUGCGCGGGGCUCCACUGGUUUGAAGAUUGGGGAAUCAAAACUCUCUCUGAAGUCCGUCUUCCCAUUAUGUCAAAAGAUCAUAUCAUAAAGAUCUAUGAAGAUGAACCUGUUCUUCAGGUGUUCAAGCUGAUGAGGAGAAAGAGAAUCGGAGGCAUACACAUCUACCAUGACUACAGGUCAAUCACAACGAAGAACUUCUUAGUAGCGGUUAGAGAGCACCUGGAGAAGUGUGGGGAUACGUCGGCUCCUAUACUGAGUGGUGUCAUCGCUUGCACUAAGAACCAUACGCUAAAGGAGCUUAUAUUGAUGCUAGACGCCGAGAAGAUCCAUAGGAUAUACGUGGUGGAUGACUCAGGCAACCUCGAAGGACUCAUCACUCUCAGAGACAUCAUCGCAAGACUUGUCCAUGAGCCAUCUAACUAUUUUGGGGAUUUCUUUGACGGUGUUUUGCCUCUUCCCGAAAACUACCGAGUCUAA
This is a messenger RNA of Microthlaspi erraticum, 1131 nucleotides long. Lineage: Eukaryota; Viridiplantae; Streptophyta; Magnoliopsida; Brassicales; Brassicaceae. The record is from the annotation of a GenBank genome assembly.